CAGCGAGGAGAGAACUAGCAGUUUGGAUCACCGAAAUGGAUUUUAUGGAUUUAUGUUGAAGAUUCAUCCGGAUGAAAAACGUUCAGCCUUGCGUGGUGGGAAAUAACCGUGUACUGAAGAGGAAACUUUGCGCUCCGACUGCCUAACUAGUUGAUUUGUUAGUUUAUUCGACAGCUAAAUUGGGCAACAUUGUUAGCAUAGCGCCGUUAGCUGUUAGCUUUUGUUGUCAUGCUGAGUGGCGAGGGAACGUUAGCUAAUCUCGAGGUGUAGCAUGUUAGCCUUGGCAUUAGUUAACCAGCUAGUUUAACAUUUAGACGGUUGAUUUCAGAAUAAUCUUUUCUAACAACGACAUAAUUUGUGGACUCGUUUCGGAGGCUUUCACGCAGUUUUGUGGACUUUUUGAGGUAGGGUUUGUCCUGACUUGACAAAUAAGAACUGACCCUAAAAGGAGAGGCACUCGAGGACUGAUGCUCGGGAAACCCAGGCCCGCUGCGAGCUACACCAGCGGCUUGUAGCGCAGCGGCCCGGGCUUUCCACCAGAGACAAUUCACUGCGGACUUUGUUGUAGAUUUACUUUGUGCUGCAUGGACUCUCUUGGAUUUGGCAUCCUGUUAUGUUUUCUCGGACUCUAAAGGACUCACAAGGCACACGGCGCCCCUCAACGGCGCUCUGGCUUCAUAUCUCGGUUAUUUUUCUUUGGCAAUAACAAGGACUCUUUCGUCAUCUGCGAGCUGAACCCUUCCCCAUUUUAGUACCUCCUUUGUCUACAGUGAAUAUAAAGAGGGUUUACACUAUUAAAGUCACCAGAUUUAGCUGUGUUCAGUGUUGACGCUGUUUUAUUUUGUUAUCAUACCAAGCCUGUUGGGGUUUUUUUCUUGUGCUUGAUUGACUUAAGUGCUUAGACCUGUUAAAAUGUCGUGUGUUCACUAUAAGUUUUCUUCCAAACUGGACUACAACACAGUCACUUUCGAUGGGCUGCAUAUCACCCUCAGCGAGCUUAAAAGGCAGAUUAUGGCCCGAGAGCGCCUCAAGGCCACAGACUGCGACCUGCAGAUCACCAAUGCGCAGACUCGAGAAGAAUACACAGAUGAUGAAGCCCACAUCCCGAAACACUCUUCUGUGAUCGUCCGCCGCACUCCGCUUGGCGGAGUCAAACCUGCUGGCAGGACGUUCAUUGUAGAUCGUUCUGACACAGCUGUGGUGGGAUCUUCUAGACCCACUGAUUCUUCUCCGUCUUUGUCUCUCGCCCAACUCGCCAAGACUGCUAACUUGGUUGACGCUAAUGCAUCAGAGGAAGACAAGAUUAAAGCCAUGAUGUCUCAGUCCAAUCAUGAAUAUGACCCGAUACAUUACUCAAAGAAAGCAGUCGGACCUCCACCUGCUCACUAUACCUGUUUUCGUUGUGGAAAGGCUGGUCACUACAUUCGGCAGUGCCCCAUGCUGAUGGUCCAGGAUAAGAGUGUGGAGGGCCCCAAGCCAGUAAGGAUUAGUAAGGGUAUUCCCCAGAGCUUCAUGGUGAAAGCAGAGCCAGGCACCAAGGGGGCCAUGUUAACCAGCACUGGAGAAUAUGCCAUACCUGCUAUAGAUGCGGAGGCAUACGCACAAGGAAAGAAGGAGCGGCCACCGUUUGUUCCACAUGACCAGUCAUCAUCUGAGGACGACACAGACCCAAUCCCAGAUGAACUCUUGUGUCCGAUCUGCAAUGACCUGAUGACGGAUGCCGUGGUUAUACCCUGUUGUGGAAACAGUUACUGCGAUGACUGUAUCAGGACCGCCUUGUUGGACUCAGAGGAGCACAUCUGCUUCACAUGCAAACAAUCAGAUGUCUCACCUGAUAACCUCAUUGCCAACAAGUUUCUCCGACAGGCUGUGAACAACUUUAAGAACGAGACGGGAUACACCAAACGUGUGCGUAAGCAGGUCCAGAAUGCAGCGCCGCCUCCACCGCGCCCUCAGUUGGUCAGGCCUCUGCACUCAAGACAGCAGGACCCACUGCUGGCCAAUGUCACUCCCCCUCCUUCUACAAGUGCACCCUCCGCUGCCCCUCCGGCACAGGCCCUGCCCCCUGCUCCUGCACCUGCUCCUGCUGCUCCCUCUGCUCCCACCCCUCCUCAUGCUGUUGCUGAGGAACAAGCUGGUUCACCAGCCCCCACACCUGUUGUUGACCACCAUUCUCCAAUGCACUCCGCCAGCCACGGUGAACCACCCCCUCCGGGUGAGACAGAUCCAGAACCUUCUGUGACACCAGAGUCAUCAGGAGCUUCAGAAAGUGGAUCACAGAACUACCAUUUAAGUGUUAUUGGCCCCCCGCCACCUGUAAGGCCCCCUCAUUCAUCAGGUCACCAGUCACGGCCACACCACUCUCACAGAGGAGGAGGCAGACCCUGGGACCGGUUUUACAGAAGUCGAGGAGAGCAUCCCUCCACUCACCUCCAGACAGCUCCACCUCCUGCACCUGUUGCUCCAGUGUACCCAGCUCCGUCCCUGUACCCACCUCCGCCACAGCCCUACCCCCCUCCGUACACCUCUGGCCCUAGCCUUAUCCCUCCUGCCAUCAGUUACCAACCCCAGCCUGUUUAUGCCCCUGGACCACCAGGGAUCAACCCUCCCUGGGUUGCCCCCGGCACCCAGCCCCCUCUUAUGCCUCUCCCCCCUCUUUCUCAGCCUCCUCUCUCUAAAGAAGAUUUCUACAGACAGCGGCACCACAGACAAGACAAAGUUCAAUCCAAACUGGAUGAAUUUACUAAAGACUUCCACAAAGAGCUUAUGAAGUACAGAAAUGCACCAAAGAGACGACGACCGUCCUAUUCAAGAUCCCGCUCAUACAGUCGCUCUCCAUUCAGCCGUUCUCCUUACUCUCGCUCCAGAUCCAGAUCAAGAUCCAGGUCUUACUCUUAUUCCCCCAGUCGAUCCCGGUCCCGUUCACGCUCCCACGGCAGGUCUUAUCCCCGCUCCCCUUAUUCCAGACGCAAUGGACGCAGCUAUGGACGCUCAAGGUCAAGGUCCCGCUCUCGUUCAAGGUCUUAUGGAUAUCGGCGCUCUGGCUCGCCACGUUCUCCUCCCCCGUACCGGCCAGGAGGGUGGGAGGGAGCGGAGGGAACAGGACCCUACAGGUCAAGGUCACGGUCUCGCUCCCCUGGCCCUGUUGGCUUCCGAAGCCGAAGCCCUGGUGGACGAAAACCACCUCCUCGGGAGCUACCACCAUAUGAACUGAAGGGUUCAAGUCCUGGAGGCAACGAUCGUUGGGAAAGAGAAAGGUAUCGACAGUGGGAGAAAGAAUAUGCAGACUGGUACAACAAGUACUACAAAGACUAUGACAACCAACAUCCCCCGUUGCAUCACAGAGGCCGAGGCAGCAGAGACAGGGAGAGGGACAGAAUGUCUCCGCUACCUAGAGAUUACUCCCCCCAGGGGAGAGGAAGAAGAGGAAGAGAAGAGCGAGGUGCUCCUCCUCACCAUCCUCCAUCCUCCUCCUCAACAGGGACCAAGACCAGCACGAAAGUCACAAAGACAAAGAAAGUUAAGAGGAAGAGGACUGGGGAGGAACCAGAGCCGUCACAUCAGUCAGUAGACAGAGGAGAUGCUACGCCUGUCCGAGACGAACCAAUGGACGAAGUUCCUUCACACUCUAAAACGCCUCCCAUGUCUUCAAAGACUUCAGGUGGAGCUGCAACCUCUAAAGCUCCAUCGUCUAAAAGCACUGCUGCACCUGCUAAACCCUCAACCAAGUCAACAUCGAAGACUCCGUCUGAUAAGACUAAGAAAGAGAAAGGUCAAAAGGUCAAAGCUAAAGUUAAGACAGAGGGCGUGAAGGUGAAGAGUGAAAAGGUGAAGAAAAAGGCUGGAGAAGUAGUGGUGACCAAAAAGAAAGACUCCUCCUCCUCUGCCACUAAACCAUUAAAGACUGUUAAGACCAAACCAGAAGAUGCUCCCAACUCAACUACCCCUAAGAAGGAAAAGAGUAAAAGCUCUGCUGUGAGACCCGCCCUGCUGAAGACGCCUCCACUGCCUUCCCAGAACUUGCCUGUACAUCACCCCUCUCUUCACGACGGCCCUCGACCCGGCCACGACAUCAGAGGGCGAAGAGAUCUUCCACAGGGUGGUGGUCUCCUCCCCCUCCCCCAUCCACACGGACUCCCACUCCUCCACCGGCCUCCCUCCCCCGAUGGUCGGAGGAGGAUGGAAGAGGGCCGAUCUCUACUGGGACCUCCUCCUGGAAAGCUGAGGAGAAUAGAUGGGCUUGGGGGUGGAGGUGAUAUCAUGUCCCACUCUCACAUGUCUCAUCAGCCCCCGCUCCACAGACUCCCACCCCCCUCAGACAGGCCUGGUCUUCUCCCCCUACCAGUGAGCCGAGAGAUGGGCCGGGGAGACGCAGAUCGAGGACCAGAUCGAGGACCAGAUCGAGGACCAGACCGAGUAUCAGACCGAGGACCAGACCGAGGAUCAGACCGAGGAUCAGACCGAGGACCAGACCGAGGACCAGACCGAGGAUCAGACCGAGGAUCAGACCGAGGACCCAUCAGACCUCUAAUGGACCUUCAGGUGAAGCCUACCCAGAGGAGGAUAAAGUUGAACAGAGAUCUGGGGAGAAAAGGCAGCACUGAGACAGCGCCCUCAGACAGAGCGCCGUCUGGUCCUGACAAAACCACCUCCACCUCAGACCGAUCGACUGCUGCUAACAGCUCCGAAGGAGACCGACCCAGCAGUACAGCAGAAGGUGGAAGAAAGGAGCAGUCAGCAUCUAGCGAGAGGGGAGUCUCCAGAGAGAGACCGGGAAGUGCUGGAGAGAGACUGCAGGGCUCAGACAGAGACAGAGACAGAGAGCAGAGCAGAAACUCAGGACAGGACAGAGAGCGAGACAGAGCUUCAGCAUCAGAUCGAGACCGAGACAGAGACAGGGGCACGACGUCUGAUAGGGAGAGGGAGAGGGAGAGGGCCUCAGGCUCUCAGAAGAUAGCAGUUACAGUAGAGCGAGACGUUGAAGGAGAGAGGCCAGCGAGGACAGAGCGAAAGAGCUCCAGUAGUGGAAGUUCAGGAGGGAGGUCUGUCUCUCUGGAUAAAAUGACCAUCGCAGAGAAAUCGGCCAUCUCCAGGAGCGUGCCGGACCCUCAGGAGAAGCCAAGCACAUCAUCCAAGGAGAGAGGAGAAGGGUCGGAACGAUCUGCAAAACCUCCCAGGAGCGUGUCCAAGGACAGAACAGAGAAGAGUGUCCCCUCAGGAGAGAAACCAGCUGCUGCUCACAGAGAAGCAGGCAAAGACUGUGAAGAGUCUGUUGUGAGGAGCAGACCAAGGAUCAGCCGAAAGGCCCUGACGAGCCACACCGUCAGCUCCAGUCGGUCAUCUCAAGAAACAAAGCGAGACUCAGACAAAGAUCCGAAGAGUGUUCCCUCUAAACCUGCAGAGCAGCCUCCAUCCAGCCCUGUGAACAGCCGUGACCGCAGCCCGAGCGUCAGCCCAGCAACCAGCCCGGCCAGGGAGGAGCAGCCGCUCAUUCAGCCCCCGCCUCGCUCCAAGUGGGAGAGAGAAGAUGACGAAGAAGGCCAGGAAAACGGACUCAGUGCACCCAAGGAGCCCUCACCAGUGCCACAAAGGGGCCGAGGAAGGGAGGGGCAGUCUGAGGCACCUAAACUUGUCAGGGCUGAAGGACGGGACGCCACAAAGGAGGAGAAAAGAGGUGCGGUGAGAGAAGAGAAGAAGGGGAGAGCCCCGAAGGAAGAGGGUAAAGGUGGCAGGACGGCACAGACAAAUUCUGACAAACCAACCAAAAUAAAACUUGUGAGAGAGGAGGGGAGAGGUGGAGGAAGAGAUGAAGGCCGGGGAGUGACAGGGAAGGAGGAGAGAGCUGCAGAAGGCAGAGGCGGAGGAGGACGAGAGGAGAAUCGUGGCCCGGAGCCCAGGAGACAGCGUUUGUGCUCUGACCUGGGUCGAGAGACGGAUGAGGCGGCCUUCGUCCCCGACUACAGUGAAGGCGAAGGCUCAGAGCCGGAGGGAGGAAGAAGCGGCAGCGGCAGUCUGUCUCUCAGCCAGCCCUCCAGCCCAACCCCGACCAACCACAGCGGCUCGGCGUCCACCACGGCGGAUAAGAAGAAGAAGAAACACAAGAAACAUAAAAAACACAAGAAGCACAAGAAACACAGCGGCCAGGACAAAGAAGGAGAACAAAAGCAGCACAAGCACAAACACAAGAAAAAGAAACACAAAAAGAACAAAGACAAAGAUGUGGACGAAGAGGAGGAGAAAGAGGAGAAGGUGGAGAAAGCAGAGAAAAUAGAGAAAGCGGAGGAAGCGGCUCUAUGCUAACAAGGGCUAAGCAAAAACUGCAUCUGUAACCUUCUUUGUUAAUGAGGAGAUAACAAUGUAUUUAGAAAUACCAGUUAACACUGGCCUGCUGCUCCAUGUGCCCCUCUGAGUUAACGUCGACGGAUCAAACGAGUCUUUGACUGUCCACGACACUGGAGGGCUCUCCGGCUGUCGGUCACUUAAUAUCACUGCAGGUCGCCAGCUUACCAACGGUACUUAGCUGUGCCUGGACUGCAGCAUUGUGACCGCUGCUGAGGUUUCCUUUGUGUUCAUUGUGAGCCUCUUCUUUGUGACUUUAGUUCGGGAAAAACUCGGGAGUGAUGCUGUGCAGGCACCGUUGUGAUCGACCUAAAGCCGGCCAGUAAGAACUCGAUGAUAAUAAGUGACCACGCAGCAGCGAAUCUAAACGAUAGGAAUAACGAACACUGUACUCAGGGAUGUGAUUGCUUCUUCGUAGAGGAGGAAUUGCUGCUUCUCUGCCUCUGAUUAAUUUGUAAAUAGAGAUGAACUGUUGCUUCACAUAAUAAUUUUCUCUUAGUUUGUUUUGCUCACAUCCCUGUGUGCUGUUCAAGGAUUAAAAGCUGAAUAACCUUCAUUGCUGUGAAGGCCAUUGUAAGCGCUUUCUUUAUGGACUGUACCAGCGGUUUUGCAUGUUUUAGCACAAGAUAUUCAAAUCAUUUAUUUCUCUAUCACUGCUUACAUUUUCAAGGUUGAUAAUCUCAUUUUAAGGCAGACGUUGCUGUCAGGUCUUGCCAGUGCAGUCUCUUUUUGCUCGAAAUUGAUGCACAUUUAAAAUUAAGGCAACAAAAUGUACUUGGAUAGAUUACCUAUCAAAGCAAGGUUAACUUGCUGCACGUUUUUUUCUUUUAACCCAACUUCACAUAGACGAAAUAGCUGUAUUUGAAAAUGGUUAGCAUUAUAUACUUUGUGAAUGUGUUAAAAUGUGCAAAACCACCAGUAUGGCCCUUUUAAGUUAAAACAAACCUUUUUGCAUCCAUGCUACACUGGAUUGUAUGAGUCUAGGAUGUGUUUAUUAAUAAUGUUUAAUCAGUUGGCACGUUUUUGUUCCCAAAGGUGCAGUAGCUGUCUAUCACGUUGUCUGAGUGAGUGGAUGUGUGUCUGUCGGUGUGAAAGUGAAAUGUGACGGAAGUGGGACAAAUUGGAGGACUGCUGUUCUUACAAAUGAGUUCUUUCUUUUUUUUUAAUUAAAAUGUUUUGACCUCAUGAAAA
This is a messenger RNA of Plectropomus leopardus (leopard coralgrouper), 7530 nucleotides long. RefSeq lists its product as uncharacterized. Gene Ontology annotation, cellular component: nucleus. The record is from RefSeq and is a predicted model, not a curated record. Gene Ontology annotation, biological process: mRNA processing; ubiquitin-dependent protein catabolic process; protein ubiquitination. NCBI's taxonomy places the organism in Eukaryota, Metazoa, Chordata, Actinopteri, Perciformes, Serranidae. Gene Ontology annotation, molecular function: ubiquitin protein ligase activity; nucleic acid binding; zinc ion binding.